GCUCCCAGAUAUGGAUCACACCGUCCUUCGCUGUGUAAAACUUGUGAAGGAAUGCUGACAGAAAUCUAGUGAUCGGAUCGCGUACAAACAUUGCUUUACGAGAAAAACCACUCUAUGGGGAGGCUAUGCGUUCUAGUUAUUGAUAAUAAAGAAUUGAUGUAGCCGGUUUAUAAACGAUGAAUGGUUCAAUUUUCAACUUCACUUAUGAUGAGUUUAGCAGUUAUCAGUACUAUUGGGAAGAGGAGACGAAUUACUUCGUUGACGUAGUCUACUUGCUGAUAGCUACUGUUGGAUGUAUCGCUUUUGUAGGAAACGCAUUCAUAAUAGGUGUUGCGUUGUCUACGGUGAAAAUUCGUAAGAAGCGCAGUAACUACUUCAUCAUGAACCUUGCAUUACAGGACGCAUUCGUGGGAUUUACCGUCGCUACUAUUUAUAUUAUUACAUACAAAUCUGCAUACACCGAUUUAAAUAUCUCCAUAUUGACAUUUUGUUCGUACACGUACACGGCAUUGCUAUUAUCAUCAAUGUUGGCGAUUCUGAUGAUCGCGAUCGAGCGGUGUUUUGCCAUAAUAGCGCCAUUUCAACAUCGUCUGUACGUGACAAAAUUCACAUUAUCCGUUGCAAUAUUUAUAGAUUGGUUGGUGUUCGGAGGGAUGUACAUAUUUUUGAAGUAUUUUGAGGGAAGUCCACUGGUGAUGCCAAUAUUUAUGCUUUGUAUAAUAUCGACAAACUUUCUAAUAUACCUUGUAAUUUUUUUAUCCGUCAAGAUUCACUCAUCAAAAAUUCAACGUGUAUGCAAUAGGCCUAUAUCUCGCAAGAAACAGAUGAAUCGGGACGCGAGACUGAUCACCACAUUCGCUAUUUUGCUUGGAAUAUUAAUAACGUGUUUCGUGCCGUUUUGGGUUCUUGACAUUCUACUGAGGACAAGUUCAUCACCGGCAGUAAAUGAAGCAAUUUUCGUCACCACGGUCCUAAUACCACUCAAUUCAGCCGUCAAUAUGUUUGUCUACUGGUGGCGGAUUCCGGAGUUUCGAACGGCCUACAAGCGGGUAUUUUCAUGUAAAAAGUGUGAGGAAAAGCAAUCGACCACUCAAAAUCGAUCCGCUAAUAAUAAUAAACAGCACACGAAAAUAUCAAUAAUUAGCUCCCGAAUAUAAAGGACACGUUGCCAAGUUUUUGAAUAUAGCUAUAAAAACACAUCAUUUCAAUAGAUUAGUUAUAUAAAUUUAAAAUCAUAAUGAAAAAUAUAAUCAUAUGAAAAAUCAUAAUGAAAAAUAUAAAUAUUUAAAAUCAUAAUGAAAAAUAGUAAGUGCGUAUCUCAAUAUUUAAUUAGUUAUAUUUAUACUGGCCAGGAAUAUAAAUGUAUAAUAAACAUGGGCCUAAGAUAUGUGAAUUUUUAUGUAUCCUAAUUUAUAUAGGCCUAUAUAUAUAUUUUUAUAUUUACAAUUAAAUUAACAUUCACCAACAUUAUGCUACAAGAAUUUAGUAGACCAGAAUGGUUUAUUACUUUGAUAAAUUCACAUUGUUUUGAUGUCAAUAUAUAGUGUGAGGUAUAUGAAAUAAAAUGAAUUGUAAAUCAAAUUUUAUUCAGAAGUGGUCAAUUCGCCUUUCUGUACGUUGAGAAAAUAACAUCAUGAAAAUUAAGACCUUAGAAAUGAUAAGAAUUGUUGCAUUAAAAAAAUUCGAGAAAAUUGGAAUUGCAAAAAAAAAGAAUGGUGCAAGAAGCACAUUUUCAUAGGCUGAAUCAGCUGUUGUGUAAGUGUAAUUUUUUUUACACACUAUGAAGCGCUUUAGCCUACAAAGUACUUAACUACCAGCACACCAGCUUGGGUGCUCUUUCUCGAUAAAAAUAAAAUUUCGAUGAUAUCAGCAAAUACCAGUCUACCGCCCUCUAUUAUAAAUAUUGCAACGAAAGAAAUGGUUGCUAUGAUCCAGUACUGCAAGUGUAUCAGACUACCGACCUCCUUUUCGCACAUUAUGUUUAUUAUGUUUUAUUAUGUUUGUUUUCGGCUUACAAUCUAUUGCCAAUUUAAUUUUCUUUUUUUUUUCACCUGACGAAGCCAAUGGUAAAAUAAAGUGAUUCAAUCUUUAACCAUAAUAAUUGACAUAGCAAGGGAUUUAUUCCGUGAGUAUGGGUUAUUCAUGAAUUUGAUAUUUCUAA
Messenger RNA from Anneissia japonica, 2161 nucleotides. Its product is annotated as adrenocorticotropic hormone receptor-like. Gene Ontology annotation, molecular function: G protein-coupled receptor activity. Lineage: Eukaryota; Metazoa; Echinodermata; Crinoidea; Comatulida; Comatulidae. Bases 177 to 1157 code for a protein of 326 amino acids. Gene Ontology annotation, biological process: G protein-coupled receptor signaling pathway. Gene Ontology annotation, cellular component: membrane. The record is from RefSeq and is a predicted model, not a curated record. The transcript has 3 exons.